Molecule: messenger RNA, 3121 nt
Organism: Fimicolochytrium jonesii
Lineage: Eukaryota; Fungi; Chytridiomycota; Chytridiomycetes; Spizellomycetales; Powellomycetaceae
Exons: 5
Coding region: 302-2635 (777 amino acids)
Source: RefSeq, a predicted model, not a curated record
UUUCUCGCCUUUCUCGCAGCCCCCAUUCUCGCACACGGACCUCUUCCGUCCGCGCUCUCGACAUCGACCCAAGAUCGUCUAUACUAACCCCAACUUCAGCCAAUAGAGGCUAGACCCUCAGAGAGAGGGAGAGCAUAGCUGUUUCCCGAGUGCGCACGUCCUGUUCAACCUGACAACGACUGUAGCCCAAUUGCCGGAGUCGUCUAAGUUUCACUCAGACUUCCAGUUGUCCGAGACAAUAAGCUACCUGUGAUAAGGAUCGGAGGACGGACCGCGUAUCCAAUUCUCCCACGUAGCAGCCAUGGAGACUCCCGACGACCCCGCCCUCAACGGCCACGGCCACAGCCAUGAGACCGUCCCACUCACGGAGGUAGUCUGGGUCAACCCGUCCGACUCGCACGGCACGCGGUGGGAAGGGUUCCUGAUGUCUCAACACCGCGUAAAACCGUCGAAUCGGCACAUGGCAAAGUGUUCCUUCUGCCAUAAGGUGUAUAAAAACGGGAAACCGGAUAAGCUGUGCAAGCACAUGAAGGACUGUCCGGAGGUGCCGCAUGAGUUUAAAAGGCAGUAUUUGUCGAAGGUGCUGGAGGAGAGCGGGGUGGUGAAGACGGUGGGCGAUAUGACGGAUGCGUCGUUGGAGAAUACGCCAGUUGUGCCCGUGCCACGGAAGCGCAAACUGGAGGACGGCGCCGACAUGUCUGACCUGUUGAAGAUCAACAAAAAGUCCGAGCAGCAGGCGCUGUAUGUCCUGUUAUCGAAGGCGCUCAUCACCGCCAACGUCCCAUUACGGCUGUUGAGCAAUCCGUACUUCCAGGAUUACCAGCGCAGGCUCGCGAGGAUACCCUUCCACCCACCGGCGCAGGAGAUCAUCGGUCGAGGCUUGCUGCCCUUGCUGAAUACAGAGUAUGAACAGUCGGUGAUGCAGAAACUGGGGCCAGAGCAGAACAUGACGCUGUCUCUCGAUGGGUUUGUGGAUCUGUCAGGGAAUAGUACAUACGCGCUCAUGCUUUCGCGAGCUGAUGUCCUGAAAGAGCUGGUGGAGAGCUUGGAGCUGAGUCGAACGCGGCAUACCACGGAUGGGAUACGGGAGGCGGUGGAGAAGGCAUUACAAAAGCACAGCCUGGGGCUGCACCAAGUGAUCGCCUUUGCAUCAGACUCCUCAGACGUCCUGCUCGGCGUCCGGUCGCUCCUAGCGCAAACACACCCAUAUAUCCUCGGCGUAACGUGUUGUUUACAUGUGUUCAACCGCAUCGUGAAGGACAUCCUGGAACACGAAUGCGUGGCCCCGAUAGUGCGGACGAAUAAGAAGUUGGCAAAGUUCUUUCUGGGGUCGCCGUUUUGGUCGGAACGGUUGCAUGACUGGAGGCAUAAGAAUGGGCUGACACCUGCCGCGGAGAUCAAUAGCGAUGGGCGGUGGUGCUCCAUCAGUAAGGUCUGCUACAAAAUCCAAACCUACGAAGACGGCUUUAAACAUUGCUGGCGGCUCCACGUAAGCCGACCAAGCGACACCCCCUCCUUCCCCGACAAAAUCCCCGAAAUCCUCGCCGAUCGCCGCCACUUCGCCGACAACCACUGCAUCAUCGCCCUGCUCACCCCGAUCCUCGAAGCCAUCCGCCGCCUCGAGUCCCGCGACACCCAUCUCGGCGACAUAUGGAAGGAACUGACGAAAGUGUAUCGCGAACUCGGGUCGCUGACGCUGCCGGGCUUGUUUAACACGAUCCGCGCGGAAUGCAUGAGUAUUGUGUCGAGGAGGGCGAGAGUGUUUUGGGAUGAUGUGUAUGUAAUUGCGUUUUUCUUGUCGCCGCCGUAUCGGAGGGCUGCGACGUCGAAGAAGAUACCGCUGCAGGAUGUGACGAGGAUGGUGCUGGGGGUGUCAAGGAGGUGGAAGUAUACCUUUGAGGAGGCUUGCAGGUUGACGCAGCAGAUCGAACUAUACCACAACAACGUCGCGCCCUACAACUUCGACCAAGGCCUCAACGUGCGCACCUACUGGACCGCGCUCCCCACCACCGCCGAAACCCUCGACCUCAAACGCCUCGCCAUCACCCUUUUCCAAAUCACCCCGCACGCAACAGGUGUAGAGCACCUGUCCAACAUCUGGUCCUCCAAAGCCCGCACAAAACACGAUCCGGCGCUUAACGUCGCCGCCCUACGAACAGCAGGCCUCCUCAACGCGCAUUACAGGAUCCAUUGGUCUGAGACGCGGAGACCACCACUAGUUGGCACCUCCCAAGCGCUGGCGUCAAUACCACAAUCAAUACCACAGCAACAACCGCAUCCCACAUCCGGGCUUUUUCAACCACCACCACCACCACCACCACCACCAUCAUCAUCCUCGUCCCAAGCCCCAGCAUUACAAUCACCCCCCGACGUCCUUCCCUCCUCCGGCCUCGACGACCCCUUCGGCGCGCUCUUCGACGCCGAUGACGUGGAAGAGUUUGAGCGCGGGGUGUUUGCCGAAUCCGACGUGCUCUUCCCGGCCGACCGCGCGGAUACAUCGCUGGAACAGCUGUUUGAUCUGAGUAUGGCGAACGUGAAUCUGGAGGAGGUGCAGAGUAAAACGGUGGGAGUGGGGACGGGGAUGGUGGGGGUAGGGAAUGGGGUGGAGUGGAGUAUUGAUGAUGCGCUGAUGUGAUUUUUUUUUGGGGGGGGAAUGGGGGGUGGGUGUGAGGUGGGAGAGGUGAGGAUGGGUUGGUUUUGGAAGGGUGAGGGAACUGCUGCUCUGCUUCCAGGUGGAGUGUGGUGUCGUUGCAUGGAAGGGGCCUUUCUAUGAAGCCAAUGGCUCUCGACACAUCAGCGAGGGAUCUCCCGUUCCUGGAACACUUGUAUCAUAGUUGGGGAUUGGGUACUGAGCCGGAGAGUUACGGUGGCCGGGGGUAGGCGCGAGAUGGGGAUAUGCAGAUAUGUUCCUCCCCGGCGCACGUAAUCAUUUAAGAUCUUUUGUGUGUUGGCGGGCCCAGCAGCAACGUCGAAAAUGGGUCUUGCAAACAUGCAUGUGUUGUAGGCAGACAUGCGGCGGAAGGGACGCGAAUCUUGCUUGACGCGUUCGCUUUGGCCCUCGACCAAGUGACCUCCAACUCCUGUGAGGUGUCCCAAAGUUAUUUCUCAAGCACAUGAAUGC